This is a messenger RNA of Penicillium olsonii, 816 nucleotides long. Lineage: Eukaryota; Fungi; Ascomycota; Eurotiomycetes; Eurotiales; Aspergillaceae. The record is from the annotation of a GenBank genome assembly.
AUGACGACCCUAUUCACUGUCCCCAUCGCUUCAACCGGGGGCUCUAUCAUCUGCACGAACCCCAGUGCCGCCAAAGAGCACCAAAGCAUCUAUGUGCUCACAUUCACAUCGCCCAAAGACAACCGGCUGACCCCUGUCUUUCUUGAUGCCUUCGUAUUGGCACUGGACAUCAUCGAGCAUCGCUAUCCCAAAGGUGUUGUAGUCACCACAAGUGGAAUCGCCAAAUUCUACAGUAAUGGACUUGAUCUUGAACUCGCUGGAAGCACCGAAGGCUUCCUUGAAAACUGGCUGUGGAAACUCUUCCGCCGGUUCUUGACAUACCCCAUGCCAACGGUGUGCCUGUUGAAUGGACACGCGUUUGCAGGAGGCUUCAUGCUAGCCAUGUACCACGACUACCGGAUCAUGAACCCAGAUCGCGGCUUUGUAUGUGUCAACGAGCUGGAAUUUGGAGUCCCGCUCCAAACGCCCAUGAUGUCCAUCUUCCGCGAGAAGUUGACUCCAAUCACGUUCCGGAAUGUCGUCUUGGAAGCUCAUCGCUUUGGUGGUCGCAAUGCCCUCCAGGCUGGGAUUGUGGAUGCUGUAGGUGGGAUCGAAGAGACUCUUGCUCUGAUUCAAGAGCGAAAGCUUCAGACGAAAGCUGCAACCGGCAUUUAUGGGACCAUGAAGGAAGAGAUGUAUGCUCGCGUUUUGAAUGGAUUAGAUGAUCAUUCUGGGAACUUGAAGUGGCGGGAGAAUGUCGAGAAUAAGAAUGAGUCUGUUUCUAAGAAGGGCUUGGAGAACGUCAGGGAGUUUGAGAAGAAUAAGGCGAAGCUCUAG